CCAAACUCUUCUCACAUUCACGGCCUUUUCCUUUUCUUUCUAUUCAACCUUCUUGUUCAUUGAUUGAUUUUUCUUGAGAUACCCCUGUUUUGUUGCUCUUCCGCCCAUCAUGGACGAAGCAGAGUUCAUUGGCCUCUUGCAGGCUCUUCUUGAGCCUGACACUCAGAAAGUCAAGACCGCUACCGGUCAGCUCAACAAGACUUACUACACUUCUCCCGCCUCAGUGACGGCCCUUAUUCACAUCAUUGUUUCACAUCCUGAUCCGCAGCUCCGGCAGCUUGCAUCGGUCGAGGCCCGGAAAUUGGUCAUUAAGCACUGGCAGGCUGUUGACGAUGCACAGAAGCCUGAGCUUCGACAGCAACUCCUCAAGAGCACGAUCGAUGAGGACAAGCCCCUCCCGAGACACAGCAAGGCACGCGUCAUUGCAGCCAUUGCAAGUAUUGACAUGGAGGAUGGUCAGUGGGCAGACCUUCCCGGUAUUCUCGAGCAGGCUGCCACCAGCACAACCGCCCACCACCGGGAGGUUGGCACUUACAUACUUUUCACUCUCCUUGAAACCAUGCCGGACAUGUUCCAGGAGAGCAUGGGCAAGAUGCUCACUCUUUUCAAUCGCACCAUCCAGGACCAAGAGUCGGUUGAGGUCAGAAUCAACACCAUGUUGGCUCUCGCCGAGCUAGCUAUGGUUCUAGACCCCGCGGAGGAUGCAGCUGCUUUGAAGAGCUUCCAAGAUACUGUGCCGUUCAUGGUCAAGGUGCUCGAGCACGCCAUUGCCGAGGACGACGACGAGCACAGCACACAAGCUUUUGAUGUUUUCAACAAGCUGCUUGCAUUCGAUGCUGCUCUGCUGAACAACCAUUUUGGUGACCUGAUUCAGUUCUUCUUGCAGGUAGCUGCUAAGACUGACAUCGAUGAUGACAACCGAUCCCAAGCUCUCAGCUUCUUGAUGCAAGCGGUGCGCUUCCGCAAGCUCAAGGUUCAAAGCCUGAAGGUCGGUGAGCAGAUCACCAAGGUAUGCAUUCAGAUCGCUACAGAGCUUGACGAGGUACCUUCCGAAGAGGACGAUAUCUCUCCAGCUCGUUCCGCUCUUGGAUUGCUCGACAUCCUCAGUGAAUUCCUUCCACCUAGCCAAGUCGCUGUUCCCUUGCUCAAAGCCAUCGGGCCUUAUGUGCAGGACACUCGCCCUGAAUACCGCCGAGCUGGAAUCCUCGCGCUGGGUAUGUGUGUUGAGGGCUCGCCCGACUUUAUUGCUACUCAACUUUCCGAGAUUCUUCCUCUCGUGUUGCACCUCCUCGAAGACCAGGCCACCAGCGUACGGAGCGCCGCUCUCAAUGCUGUUUCACGUCUCGCAGAAGACCUUGCCGAGGAAAUGGGCCGAGAACAUGCUCGACUCAUCCCUGCGAUGAUCAAGAAUUUCGAUCUGGCUCUUCAGGGUAUGCAGACUACUCAGGCAGAAUCAAAAGAGCACUCUUUGCAAACCCACAUCGUCAAGGCUAGUGCCAUGGCUGUGGAUUCUCUUAUUGAGGGUCUGGACCCCAAAGACGCUGCGCUAUAUGUCAAUGAACUUGUGCCACGCUUCAGCGCUCUCAUCAACCACGAGGACCACAAGGUACAAAUGGCUGCUGUCAGCGCUAUUGGAAGCAUUGCUAGCGCUUCAGAGGACGCCUUCCAACCUUACUUCGAGGGAACUAUGCAAGCACUCGGUCAAUACAUCUCCAUCAAAGACUCCGAAGACCAACUCGAGGUCCGCAGCAUGGUCAUCGACUCGCUCGGCAAGGUCGCCAGCGCAGUUGGUGCUUCGAACUUUGAGCCCUUCGUCAACCCAUUGAUGGCUGCCAGCUUCGAAGGUCUCAGACUCGACAACCAAAGACUCAAAGAGACAAGCUUCAUCUUGUGGAGCACACUGGCCAAGGUCUACGAGGAGAACUUUGAACCUUUCCUUGCUGACACGGUCAAGUCUCUCUUCGAAUGCCUGGACCAGGAGGAGACCGACACGGACCUCGGUGUCGAGGCCUCGGAUCUGAUUGGCCAAGAAGUCACUAUUGCUGGCAAGAAGAUCAAGGUUGCAGGCGCGAACGGCGUCAGCGAGGAAGACAGCGAGAAGGAGAUUAUGGAGGCUCUCAUGAACGCCGAGGAGGAUGACGACGACUGGGAUGAUCUCGGUGCUGUCACCGCCGUUGCCUUGGAAAAGGAGAUCGCCAUUGAAGUCAUGGGUGAUGUCCUCACACACACCAAGGGCAAAUUCCUGCCGUACAUGGAGAGGGCCAUUGAGCUUUCUGUUCCAUUGCUAGACCACUCUUUUGAGGGUGUUCGCAAGAGUGCCGUCAGCACGCUCUGGCGCGCCUAUGCAUGCCUGUGGGGACUGGCCGAGGACAACGGCAUGGCCAAAUUCCAGCCUGGUCUUCCCCUGAAGGUUCAGCCUACUGCUGACCUUGCGAAGCUCGGCGACCUUGUCAUGCGAGGCACCCUCGCUUUGUGGGAAGAGGAAGUUGACCGGGCCACCGUUACUGAAGUGCACCGCAAUCUUGCGGCCACACUGAAGCUUUGCGGCCCGGCAGUCCUUGUCCCCGCACAGGGUUCGACGAACUCCACGCCACUGGAGCAGAUCACCGCGUUGGUCAUUUUGUUGCUUAAGCGACAACACCCUUGCCAAAGAGACGACGACGAAGACGAUGAGUUGCCUCAGGAGGAGACCGCCGAAUACGACUGGCUUGUCAUCGAGACUGCGCUUGAGGUCCUUGCUGGCCUCGGUACCGCGCUGGGCGAGCAGUCUGGCGAGCUCUGGAAGAUCUUCGAGACCCCCAUCUUCAAGUUCUGCUCUUCUCAAGAGCGAUUCGAGCGUUCUGCUGCUGUUGGCACUAUGGCAGAUUGCAUUGAAUCCAUGGGUGGUGCUUGCACAGAAUACACUCCCAAGAUGAUGCGCACACUUCUCAAGCGCCUGAGCGACGAGGACCCGGAGACUAAGAGCAAUGCUGCUUUCGGUACAGGUUUACUUUGCUUGAACAGCAACGACGCCAAAGAAGUCCUCGGCAAUUACAACACGAUUCUUGGGAAGCUCGAGCCACUGCUCCAACCUUCAUCUUCCACAGGCAACAACAGCGACGCAGAGGCACAAGCUCGUCUCCUUGACAAUGCUGCUGGUUGUCUUGCUCGUAUGAUUCAAAAGUCUCCGCAGAACGUGCCUCUUGCGGAAGUUCUGCCACGACUUGUGGAGAUCCUGCCGCUCAAGGAAGACUUCCGUGAGAACGAGCCAGUCUUCGAGAUGAUUGUGGCCCUCUACCAAGCCGAGAACUCUGUCAUCCAAGGCCUGACCGGACAACUUCUCCCAGUAUUCGAGAAGGUCUUGAGCCCACCAGAGGAGCAGCUCAGCGACGGCACUAAGGCCAAGGUGACCGAGCUCGUCAAGUACAUCCAGAGCAAGCAGGGUUGAGCAGGAUGAUGAUGACCAAAAUAAAAGCUACUUUUACAGAAAACAUUGACGAUGAAAAAUCGACGAAUGCAUGAACGCCAAAAAGGCAGAUUAUGAUGAGAUGGCAUUGAAGGAAGGACAGAACUAGAU
Dissoconium aciculare CBS 342.82 is the source of this 3556-nucleotide messenger RNA. Its product is annotated as ARM repeat-containing protein. Gene Ontology annotation, biological process: protein import into nucleus. Bases 110 to 3427 code for a protein of 1105 amino acids. NCBI's taxonomy places the organism in Eukaryota, Fungi, Ascomycota, Dothideomycetes, Mycosphaerellales, Dissoconiaceae. The transcript is spliced from 2 exons. The record is from RefSeq and is a predicted model, not a curated record. Gene Ontology annotation, molecular function: nuclear import signal receptor activity; small GTPase binding. Gene Ontology annotation, cellular component: nucleus; cytoplasm.